Molecule: messenger RNA, 1143 nt
Organism: Penicillium atrosanguineum
Lineage: Eukaryota; Fungi; Ascomycota; Eurotiomycetes; Eurotiales; Aspergillaceae
Exons: 3
Coding region: 1-1143 (380 amino acids)
Biological process (GO): transmembrane transport
Molecular function (GO): transmembrane transporter activity
Source: RefSeq, a predicted model, not a curated record
AUGGAGUUCUCAGUAUCAAGGCAUCGUUGCCACCUCUAUUCCUCUACAAAAACGCGCACCUAUCUUGGGCUAAUUAGUGCCAGCGAAUACACAGCAAUGGCUAUAGCCCCCAUUAUUGGUGGUGCUUUGACAUCAUCCCUGUCCUGGCGUUGGUGCUUUUAUAUCAAUCUCCCAACUUCUGCUGCUCCAGCGGCGAUUCUACUUUUGCUGAAAACUCCUGGUAUACCCUUACGAGGUGAGAAAUCCCAUAUUCAAAGAUUGCGUCAAUUGGAUCUACUAGGAUGUCUCUUUUACGCUCCCGCCGUGCUUUGCCUCUUGCUCGCGCUACAAAUGGGUGGAGAGAUCUACAGCUGGAGCGAUGCGCGUAUCAUAGCCCUUUUCAUACUGGCCCCGAUCCUAUGCCUUAUCUUUUGUUAUACUCAGCACGUCAAACAAGACGCGGCCAUGAUGCCUCCUCGAAUCAUCAAGAAGAGAACCAUCAUGGCAUCCGCUCUAUUUAGUCUGUCGCUCUCCGCUUGUCGUGCGAUUGUACAAUACUAUAUUGCCAUUUGGUUCCAAACAGUUCGAGGGGUAUCUCCUCUGCAGUCGGGGAUCAAUACUCUUCCAAUGGUGGUUGCUAUUCUGGUGUCUGCUGUGGUGGCCGGUCGAUUCAUUUCCAUCACAGGGUCUUAUACGCCGAUCAUGAUCCCCGCUGGUUUUUUGAUAGUAACCAGCAUUUCAAUAAUGACUACCCUCACCCAUACGACUCCUAAGCGAUUGUGGGUAACAUCGCUUGUUCUGCUUGGAAUCGGCUCUGGGAGCAGUGUUGCCACCCCGUUCAUUGCCGCACAGACCGUCCUCAAUAUAAAUGAUAUCUCGGCCGGAAUGGCUUUGAUGACUUUAUCCCAGGAUCUCGGGGAGGCGGUUUUCAUUAGUGUUGCUCAGGCCAUUUUCCUCAAUCGUCUGGCGAGUGCGCUUCGUACUACAGUGCCGGGCCUCAGCCCACAAGAGGUCCUGCAUCUGGGAGCAACGAAUUUGAAAGAUAAAAUACCUUCGCAAGAUGUUGAGGGUGUGGCUCUCUCGUAUAAUGUUGGGGUGCGGUCGACAUUCUACCUGGCGGUCGCCUUAGCGGCAACUAUAGUGGUUGCGGCAUUGCCGCUCUAG